This is a messenger RNA of Melitaea cinxia (Glanville fritillary), 2447 nucleotides long. RefSeq lists its product as uncharacterized. Gene Ontology annotation, molecular function: metallopeptidase activity; polyubiquitin modification-dependent protein binding. The transcript is spliced from 9 exons. The record is from RefSeq and is a predicted model, not a curated record. The coding region runs from base 60 to 2048 and encodes 662 amino acids. Gene Ontology annotation, biological process: double-strand break repair. Lineage: Eukaryota; Metazoa; Arthropoda; Insecta; Lepidoptera; Nymphalidae. Gene Ontology annotation, cellular component: BRCA1-A complex; BRISC complex.
UGUAUUUUAAAAACUCGCUUAUUAUAUAUAAUAUAUUUAUACUUUAUAAGUUUGUAAAAAUGGCGGACGAAGACGAAAUCGACAUACUUGGAGAUUUUUCUUUUAAUUCCUGUUUGGCACAAAAUAGUCAAGGCAUCCCAUCUUGUUCAGACAGAGAAGAUACAGUUCAUCCUCAGUGGCUACUCGAUUCACCGGCAACCAAUUGGUAUGAUACACAGAAUAUAGAUAAGAAUAGGACAAAGCAUGGGCCAUUCAGGAAACUUUCAGGAAAUAAUACAACAAUUAAGCACGACACAGAGCAACAUACUAUAUGGAGUCAAGAGGAAAAAGAUUUAUUGAAAAAUGAAAUGAUAAAGUACGGCAGAAAUGUACAUAAAAUAUCACAAGUAUUAAAAACAAAGAGUGAAGCAGAAAUACAGGCGUUAAUCGAAGCUGAACAUGGAAUCCUCCUCGAAACACCUUCAAUGGAACUUGAAAAGCAUGGAGAUGAAGAUAUACUAGUAGUCCAAGAAGAAAUUGUUACAGAUGAUCUCGUGAACAUGAAUGAUGUUUUAAGUAUGGUCACUACUGGAGCUCCAACUAUACCUGUAUCAAAAAAACGAAUUAAAAAGAAAAUUACCAAUAUGAGUACUAAAAAUAGGCCCAUAAAAACUAAAGUCCAUAUUCACCCCAGUAUAAUAGAUUCAACAGAAUUGUAUUAUGAAGACGAUUUAAUGAUUGGUUCUACUGAAUCUGUAGGACUAGAAGCCAAUGUAAACGAGGUACCAUCAAAGAGCACCUUUAAACAACAAAAAGAAAAAGUAAAAACUAUGAAAAAGAUUGGAAAUCAUAGGAGAAAAGUAUCAAGGAAUCAUGAUAAAGGUAGAACAAGAAAUAAAAGCAAAGAUAAUUUGAAAUCGCCUCAGAGGAGACAAAAAAAGGACUCUAGCAUGUCUAAUGAUAUUGUAAAGAGUCCACAAAUGCAAAUAGUUCUUGGCUCCGGACUAGCUUUGCCUGUUUCAGAAGGAGAACAAAUAAUAAAAAUAGAAAAGAAGAAUUCAGACUGUGAGAGUGAUAUAGAAAUAGAUAUCGAUAGUGACACGGAGGGCUCGCCGACUAAAGUAGAGAAGAAAGAGAAGGAGCAUGAUGAAGCUCCUGUCGCAGUUCCACUGAGAAAGUUUGAGCCUAUGCCGAAAAGGAACCGUAAGAUUAAUCUGGGCGGUGGAGGCGGGUACACAAUAAUGCACACAGAGUCGGGGGACUUGUAUGAGAUCGGUCAAGAGCCGCGCAAGGAACGUCCGCAGAAGAAACCAGUAAUCGAUCUCUUUCCAUGUCGCUUCUACAGUGCAGAUAAACCGGCGCCUUGCGAGGUGUCGCUGCACGUGUCGGCGCUGUGCCUCAUGGACGCGCACGCGCACGCGUCCACCGGCGAGGUGAUGGGGCUGGUGGGCGGGCGCUGGGCGGCGCCGCGCCUGCGCCUGCGCCUGUACCGGCGCGCGCGCGCCGCGCGGCAGUCGCGCACGCACUGCGACAUGGAGCCGGCGUCGCAGGCGGCGGCCGCGGCGUGGCUGCGAGCGCGCGCCGCGCCGCCCGCCGCGUGGCACCACUCGCACCCGCGCUUCCCCGCCGCGCCGUCCGCCACCGACCUGCGCACGCAGCGCGCGCUGCAGGCGCAGCUGGCCUGGCCGCUGCCCUUCCUGGCGCUCGUCACCUCGCAGCACUGGCCGCGCGGCCGCUCCGCCUCCACGCUGCGAUGUUUCCGAGUAGAAGACUACGACGAGGCCACGGACAUGCCGAUCGGUUACCAAUUCAGUGUUAAGAUUAUUCCUGACUUCACGCGCGAGUCGAUACCGGAGUUUCUGGAAGAGUUGCGCGACUUGUGGUGCAACUUCGUCGACCGAGACCAUCUCAGCGUCAACUUGCCGGUGGACGUUUGCCCGCAGGCGGGCAUGACGUAUUUGGAGAAGUGCAUAUCGAGCAUGCGCCAUCACAUGCAUUCUGCUGGUUAUGAAGACAACGAUCCCCUCAUAGAACAAUUAAUACAAGGAGUUCGGGAUAUAUUUAGAUAGGAAGAAGUUAAUGUCCAGUGAGUAGAAAGCGUGCAGGUUCUGAGAUUGUAAUUGCUGCGUUUGUGUACAAAUUGUUGCAGUAUUUUAAUACAAUUUAGUUACAUUGAAUACAAACAUGUUAGACUUUUACUUAGAGUGGCGAGCAGCAUUGUUCUAACAUUUUUUAAAUAUGAUUUAUUUGGAUUCUACUAAUUAAUUUAUUUUUAUUAUUUCUAUAAUAUGUAAAAAAAAGUCUUAGUUUCAUAAUGAGAUGUACCUGUCUUUACGUUCUUUGCAAUUAAAAAGUAACAUGUAAUGGUAACUAAUGUAGGAUUAUUAUUUAUUUUUGUUAAAGGUAUAAGAACUUUUGUAUAUAAUUGUAAAAAUGGUUGUAUACUCGAAUAUAUUGCAUUAAGUAAA